AGCCACACUGGGGCCGAGACACGACCUAGACUCCUACGAGAAACAGCAGUGGGGAAUGUAUAAUUUAUAAUUUAUAAUUUAAGAAUUACUUGAACCGUUGGAUUGGUUAAGAUUUAAUCACAACCGUCCAUCGUAAAUUAGCUCUAUCCCAUCUCUCUCAUUCACUCUCGAUAUCUCCAACACUCCAACCCUGUCAUCUCUCUUGAAUCCGCGGCGCCGCUCCUCCGUCCACCUUCUCCGACGCGACUCCAACCAGCCACAAGCAAGCCACACACACAGACAAGCACACGCACCCUGCUAGGCCUCUUCUUCGACUUUCGAGUCCCAAAAUCCAGGUAAGGUUUUCUGAUUUAGGGCGGCCUUCACUUUUCGGUGCUCUUUCGAGUUUCGGUUCCAUAAAUUGAGUUCUAGAAUGGCGAAAAGCAAGGCGGCGAUUGGGCUCUCGUGGGAGCCAAAGUUGCCGGCUUUUUCAUCGGCCUCCAAAAAUCGAGAUGGGUCUGGCUCCAAACCUCGCCCCGAAGCUAAUCCGCUUUGGAAACCCAGCACGCAGCUUGUAGAUGGCCUCUUCGUUCCGCCGAAUGACCCGGUAAAGCGGAACAAAUUGGCCAAGAAGCAGAUCAAAGACACUGCUGGAACAAGCUGGUUUGACAUGCCUGCACCAACCAUGACCCCGGAGUUGCAGAAAGAUCUCCAAUUACUCAAGUUAAGGAAUGUUAUGGAUCCAAAGAGACAUUACAAAAAGGGGGAUGCACAACCGAACAAGUAUUUCCAGGUAGGGACAGUGAUAGAGUCCCCAUUAGAUUUCUUCUCAAGCAGACUUACAAAGAAGGAAAGGAAGGUGUCCCUUGCAGAGGAAGUGCUUUCUGAUCGUAACCUUGGCAACUACAGAAAGCGGAAGGUUCGCGAGAUAGAAGAGAAAAACCGGCCGGGUGGAAAUGAAAAAUGGAAGAUAAAGGGGAAAGGGUCGUAUCAGCGUGCAAAGCAAAGAAGGCAUUGAUAUAUCUUACCUUGGCCAAGUUUUUGAAACUCCGCAGAGUUAUUGAUUUCACAAUCAAAGAAAGAUUUUGAUCAUUUCUACUUUAUUUAGUGAGAGUUUCUUGACAGCUUCUGUUACUGCUUGCCUCUGCUAAGAACCCAGAUCCCCAAAAACCUAGUCUAAAGAUCAAAUGAUCCGGCCGUUAAAAUUUGAUCAAACAGUUACAAUUAUUAUAACUUUUGGAAAGGUUUCUUGUUUGUAACCGUUGGAUUAAAUUUUAACGGUCCAGAUUAUUUGAUCCUUAGGCUCAGUUUUUGGGGAUCCGGAAAAGAUCCGAAUUCCUCUGCUA
Molecule: messenger RNA, 1325 nt
Organism: Malus domestica (apple)
Lineage: Eukaryota; Viridiplantae; Streptophyta; Magnoliopsida; Rosales; Rosaceae
Source: RefSeq, a predicted model, not a curated record